Molecule: messenger RNA, 3491 nt
Organism: Fundulus heteroclitus (mummichog)
Lineage: Eukaryota; Metazoa; Chordata; Actinopteri; Cyprinodontiformes; Fundulidae
Gene: rtf1
Product: RTF1 homolog, Paf1/RNA polymerase II complex component
Exons: 18
Coding region: 232-2271 (679 amino acids)
Cellular component (GO): Cdc73/Paf1 complex
Molecular function (GO): RNA polymerase II C-terminal domain phosphoserine binding; DNA binding
Source: RefSeq, a predicted model, not a curated record
UUUUCUACCAAUUAUUUUUUUGUAAGCUGUCAUGAUGUGAAAAAAAACACAGUAAAAAUCACAGCAUUUAUGUUAUUUCCUUAUUUCUUUUGUUUUCUUUUUUCUAAAUAUAGGUUCUUGUUAUAAAGCGGUUGUGCGCGCAUGCUCAGUUUUGAGCCAAGAAGCCAAGUAGCAUCAGCGGCUAAUCUCGACGACACAGGCGCAGCUAGCAGGUUAGCCGCGUAGCAAAUCAUGGUGAAUGUUAAGAAGCGGAAAGGUCGAGUCGUGAUUGACUCCGACUCUGAAGACAGUGCCAGUGAUGACAAUUUAGACCAGGAGUUGUUGUCCUUAGCAAAGAGGAAGAAGGUGGACUCCGGCGAGCAGGAAGAGCCCGCGAACAAACCAGCAGCUUCGACGGACUCCGAGACAUCAGACAGCGACGAUGAGUGGACUGUGGACGGCACCAAAGGCAAAAAGAAAGUUAAGCAGGGGAAAGGCUCUGAAAAGAAGAGCGCCACGAAAAAGAAAGUUAACAAGGCGACGGCGUCCGGCAGCUCAGAUGGAGACAGCUCAGCUGACAGCUCCGCUCCAGAAGAGGGCGAGGUUUCAGAUUCAGAAAGCAACAGCUCCUCCUCCAGCUCCGACUCGGACUCGUCUGAGGACGAGGUGUUCAAAGACGGCUACGAUGACGACUUGAUGGGCGACGCCGAGGACCGAACGCGCCUGGAGCAGAUGACGGAGAAGGAGAGAGAGCAGGAGCUGUUCAACAGAAUUGAGAAGAGAGAGGUGCUAAGGAGACGGUUUGAAAUAAAGAAGAAGCUGAAGGAGGCAAAGAAAAAGGAGAAAGAAGAGAAGAAAAAGAAGCAGGAGGAAGAGCAGGAAAAAAGGAAACAAUCUCAGGUUCAAGACACUCAGGUGAUGUCUAUGUCACACAACAAGGAAAGACGAUCCAAACGGGAUGAGAAACUGGACAAAAAGUCCCAAGCUAUGGAGGAACUAAAAGCUGAACGGGAAAAGAAGAAAAACAAAACAGCUGAACUGCUGGCUAAAAGAGAGCCCCUCAAGACGAGCGAGGUUUAUUCUGACGACGAGGAAGAGGAGGAGGAAGACGACGAUAAGUCGUCCGUUAAAAGCGACCGAAGUUCCCGCUCAUCGUCUUUUGACGACGACGAGAAAGAGGAGACUCCGCCGAAAUCGCAGCCGGUUUCGCUCCCCGAAGAGCUCAACAGGGUCCGCCUGUCCAGACACAAGCUGGAGCGCUGGUGCCACAUGCCCUUCUUUGCAAAGACGGUGACGGGCUGCUUCGUCAGAAUAGGCAUUGGGAACAGCAGCAGUAAACCAGUUUAUAGAGUUGCUGAAAUCGUGGAUGUAGUAGAAACAGCGAAGGUAUAUCAACUUGGAUCAACGCGGACAAACAAGGGACUGCAGUUGAGGCAUGGGGCCGACACGCGGGUUUUCAGACUUGAGUUCGUAUCAAAUCAAGAGUUCACGGAAAACGAAUUCAUGAAAUGGAAGGAGGCGAUGAUUGUUGCUGGAAUGCAGGUACCAACGCUUGAUGAAAUCACCAAGAAGGAACAGUCCAUCAAAGAAGCUCUGAAUUACAAGUUUAACGAUAAAGACAUUGAGGAUAUCGUCAAAGAAAAGGACAGAUUCCGAAAAGCGCCACCUAAUUAUGCCAUGAAGAAAACACAGUUGCUUAAAGACAAGGCCAUGGCAGAAGAAAGCGGUGAUGGUGAGAAAGUGAAAAAUAUCCAGGAUGAGCUGAAUGAGCUUGAGGAGAGGGCUGAAGCACUGGACCGACAGAGGACCAAGAACAUUUCAGCCAUCAGCUACAUUAACCAGAGGAACAGAAGCUGGAACAUUGUUGAAUCUGAGAAAGCACUCGUGGCUGAGGGGCAGAAUUCCAAAAACCAACAAAUGGACCCCUUCACCCGAAGACAGUGCAAACCGACCAUGGUGUCAAAUGCCAGAGAUCCAUCGGUCCAUGCAGCUAUUCUCGCUCACCUGAACCAAAAGUAUGGCUCGGGGUCGGGAGGCGGAGAUCCUGCUAGCACAGAGAAGAACAAAGUGGACCAAGCAAACCCUAAAGACAAAGACUUCCCCAAGCCAACCACUGACCUCUCAGAAGACUUGUUUAAAGUUCAUGAUUUUGAUGUUAAGAUUGACCUACAGGUCCCUAAUGCAGAAGCUAAGUCUCUUUCUGUGAGCUCCAACGCGCUGCCAGUGAAGGACGGAGCUCCCCGCAGGUCCCUCAACCUGGAGGACUACAAGAAGAGGAGGGGUCUGAUCUGAUUUGGGCAGCCCCCUCAUGCCGCAGCCACAUUGCAUGGGUCAUGGGUUUUUUCUGAGAAACGAGUACAUGUGGGUUCGGCUGGGAGGGUGGGGGGUGUGUGCGCGCGCGCAUCGGUGAGUCCAGCAGGAAAUGCGUGUUUCGAAAAACGCAAACAGACUCUUCAUCGGAAACGUAGGAAACACGGACGGAACAAGUGCAACAAAGGAUCACUGAUGGAAGAAACCUGUCCAAAUAUCGUUUGUUGUUGCAUUAGCCCCAAACAGUCGGUGUUCUAAGGAAAAAAUGUUUUAUUUAAUUUUUUUAUUUUUUUUUUUUGCUUACCUUUUUAUUUAACCUCUCUCAGCUAGAGUCUGAUAAAGGCAACACAUUUGGAUUAUUACCUUGGAUAAGGACACUAUCUUAGAAGACUUUGAUUGUUAUGUUGUUUUUGAUUACCGGACAUCUGAUGGCGUGGACAAGCUUGCCUUUUCCCCCCACAGUCAGACAAUGUUGUAUACCUUUUACCUGCCAUAAAUGUACAAUCAUCGGCCCUUGCAGUCCAUCCUGAAAUCGGAACGUUUUUUUUGUGGGAUUUGCGGUGUAGAUGAUUACUGUCUGAUUCGACCACGACACGGCCAUCCAUGCUGAAAGCGAACAGUUGCGUGGGGGGCCGGACACUUGUGACUUUUUAGGUCUUGAAAAUAGAUUUACAGAUUUAACUAUUUUCUUUAGCCUGGUUAUAAAGGUGAAGCUUCAUUUCUCUUAUCUUGUUUGGUUGUUCAUGGCAUUCACUCCCCUGCUGUGAGCUCCCAGAGCAGAUUCAGAACAGAUGUUAUCAAUUGUGUCAAUAGUCAGUUCUUGUAUUGAUGUGGCAUGCCAUGUAAAUAUGCAUUUUCAAGUGAGUGCGGGAAAAAAAAAAGAAUAAAGAAGCACUGUUUCAUAUCUAAUGUGUCUAUUUGUUUGCUAAACAAAAACCUAGUUUGUUGCAGGUUGGGGCCCUAUAGUGAUUCAUUCCUGACCACUUUAAUAAAUCAGACUAGAAUAACCCUAGUCAAAUAUUACUAAUUUUUAGCCCAUUAUUAUAUAUAUUAAACCAUCCACUGUUUUCCCAUUCCUUCCCACUUAAGAUUGAUUUUUUUUUCUUCUCUUGUAUUGGAAAGUAGUUGUAUGUAACCUUCAAGUCAGUAGGAAAAUGAUGUUUAAAACUUGUUUGAAUAAAGCUUGCGCCUAAGCCUGAAAA